Molecule: messenger RNA, 5370 nt
Organism: Cinara cedri
Lineage: Eukaryota; Metazoa; Arthropoda; Insecta; Hemiptera; Aphididae
Source: the annotation of a GenBank genome assembly
AUGAAAAGUCACGCCAAAACACACGACAGGAUUAAAUGGCAAUGUGCUCUUUGCCCGAAAAUGUUUUCACGUAAGGAUAACUAUGAUAUUCUUCACGAUAAAAAUGUUCAUCGCGACGGAAGAAUCGCCUCGCUCCNAUCUCCAUAUAUCAUAUAUAAAUGCAUAUAUCAACUGUAAAGUAGGACACAGCCGCUAAAGUAAAGAUAACUACGAUGGACUUGGUAAUACACCGGGAUUUAUCGAAAUCGAUUCGACAUUCUUCUGCAAAAUCGUAUCAUUCUACGUGAAAAAUAUUAACAAUCAUUCAAUCUACAGUAAACUACUUCAAUCAUAACUCUAGGUAAACACAUUUAAAAAUAUAUGUUGGACACAAACUUAUAAUUUUUUUUAUUUUGCUGUUUAUUUUAGGUUAUAAUCUGGACGACUGGGGAAGUUGCAGUACACGCUCCUCCACAUUAGACAUACUUGAAGAUUUAGACGACACUUCGCCGAUGGGACGGAUGUACGAGGUAGACAUAGAGUAUCCAGAACGUAUGCUUGUCAUGCAGAACAUUGAGUCCAUAACAACUUACCGUUUCUACCUAAUUAUGGAGUGCCAUCAGAUUCAGAGGUAAAUAGAUGUAUGGCGACAUUGAAAGACAAGACUAACUAAAUUUUAUACUACCAUAAAAUGAAGCAGGUGAUAGCGAACAUAAAUAGCGAUUGUAAAUGAGUAAAUCAUUUUAUUUUUAUUCAUAUGGUUUAUUUAUUAUAUUUUUUGUAUUGUUUAUGUUACAAGUGCUCAGAACUAUGGAGUUCAAACAAUCACCAUGGCCGAAGGAAUAUAUUGAUUUAAAAACCGAUAUGAGAAAGAAGGGGACGAAGGAAUUUAUAAGGUUUUUUAUUGAUUCAUGAACAAUGCUGUUUUCUGUAAGUUAUUAUUAUUAUUAAAAUUAUUAUGAUUUUCUAGAUAAAAUUAUGGAAUCAAUAAGGCGGAGGAUUGACAUUGAGCUAGUAUCGAGUAAAAAGAGAGUGCAGAAAUUGAUAAAUAGGACGACGUUCAAGCAUUAUACAACCUACAUCUGCGUGCUGUAUCGCUGGAGAACAAAAUUAUAUAUUUUUGCAAACCGAUUUAUGUAGGGUUAAUCUGUGCUGUACAUCUUCAUGACCAAGAUGUAUGACUACCAUUACAAUGUUAUGAGGAAGCAUUCCAAAAAUUCAAUCACUUUGAUGUGUACCGAUAAAAUUGAAUUAUUAUCAGUAUUCAUUUUUUUUAUUAUACAUAUAAUAUUAUAUUGUUUUUCAUAUUUGUGUGUGUAUAACGGCGAGAGAUUUCUACAAGAACUUGUUAAGUACACAGGGCUCUUGGAGUGUACGGAUACAGCAAACUUGCCCAGAGACCCCUGUUACAAUGUUGCAAAAAGGAAAAGAUACCGGAAAAAAUAACAUACAAUANAUUUGUGAAACUGUAUUUAUGGACACUAACAAAAGACAGUGAAAAAAUUUUGUAUAUAUUUGUAAAAACUAUGGGACCAUGAAUUUUUCAAAAGUUUAAACUCAGUAAAAAUAUAAAACAUUUUAUAUCCUGAUUGAUGCGAAGAAAAUUAAGAAUUUACAAAGAUCUAUUUAUUUUUUUUUUUUUGUAAACAACUUUUCUAUCAAAAAUCUUGCCCUGAUUUACAAUGAUAGAACUUUUUCUAAAAAGAAAUAUGACUUGGAAGGUCUUAAAGCAGGACAUUUUUCGAUUUUCCCAGAAGUUUUCUCGACAAAUGGGAAAACCGUAGGGAAGAAUUGAUACAAUAUUAAACAAAUAUAAUUUAAGUAAUUAUAUGAUGCCAAUGUAACUAUUUUACCAUAAUAUGAUAUAUUAUAUAUGUUGACAAAACAACACAACAACUGAAAUCCUCUUGAAAUCAUUUCUAUGUUAACAAUGGUUUAUCGGUGCUCACAGACAUACAUUCAAUUUCACUUCUACUACCUUUCCUUUCCUUUACAACCUUUGAUGAAAAAAUUCAUCAAUCCAAUUACUAAAAAAAAAGUACACAGGUAAAAUUUUUCUAGAAUAAUUGAAAAAUUCUCCAAUAAAAUUAAUUGUCCACAUCUAAUAUACCCAAAUAAACAAAAUUAUAUCAGGUAAAAUAAAAUUGGGAGAAAAUCAGACUGAUCCCAUUCAAGUUAGUGCUUACCACUGAUACUUAAUUUUUUGUAAAAAAAAGUCCUUUAAUUUAAAUUCUUGUUUUUCAUUUUCCUUUUUUAAACAUUUCCAAAUAUUUUUACUCUAUUUAAAUUUCUUUGUAGAUUAUUAUCAAAAUUUAAAAAUUGCAUCAAUCAAUCUUCUUCAAUAUAAUAUACAAUUAAAAUCUAAUUAUUUUUAAAUACAAAACAAAAUAAUUAUCCUAGAUUAAUACUAGUUUUUUAAAAAUACUUUUAAAAUUGUAUUCUAAUAUAGAUACAAAUAAAACAUCAUAGUAAAAUCAACAAAUCCUUUGCUCCGAAUCUAAAAAUUUACAGUAGAUUUUUUGAUUAUCGAAUUAUAAUGACUAAAAAUUUCUCAAAUGUUCCUUAUUAAAUUACUUAAUGUAAUCAAACUGUGUAUUGUUAUAUUAUUUUUAUUAAAUUUAGAAUUAUUUAUGUUUUGUAUAUACCUUAUUUUAUUCAACUUUGUAUGAUUUAAUGUAAUUUUAUUAUGCUGAUAAUUAUUAUUAAUAUGUUUUAUAAUAAUAAAACCUGAAUUCAUAUUUUAUUUUAGUUUUAUUCAUUAGGUAAAAUCUGAAGUAAAUUAUUCAUCUAUUCUUUCCUUGCGAUAUUUAAGUAUUUAAUAAGCAUUUAGUUCUUUUAGCAUUUAAGCAUUUAGCAUCUAGUGUUUAAAUCACAAAAAUUUUUGAUCAAUUAAUUAUAAAUUGGUAUAAAAAAAAUUAAUAAUAAUUUGAACAUAUUUAAAAAACUGCUUGAAUAUAUUUUUGGCGGUUGCUGUGUCAUAUUUCUUCCCACAGACAAUAAUACUAGUAGUUUUCCCAUCUAGAACCAGGAGUGAUGUAAUCAAUAUUACAAAAUUUAAAACGAUGAUUGCAUAUCUAUUCUUAUUCUUGUCUAUAGAAGGCACCUUAAGAUUGGUUCAGAGAUGAACUUUGAUUGGUUUUUCAUUAAUGUAAAUAACGAUCAUGGUAUUAUAGUUAUCAAUCAACGAAUAUACUGACUGAUCCACUAUCACCACAGAACACCACUAUCACGUUAAUUUUUUAUUAAUCACUAUCUUUUUCACAGUGAUGCUACACAUAUGGCAAACAAUAAUGGUUAAACCACACUUUACCUAAACCGAGUUAAAUUUGAUUGUAAUACCGGCAAUAAGUUAACCUAUGGUCCAGUUGAUAACCGAAGUUCAGCUAAACUAGAGUUAACCCGAGAAUUAUAAUACCGACUUUGUAGAGUGUGGAGACCUUUUUCUGAGUACGCAUCCAUAUUUGAACAAGUAUCAAAUGUAGAAGAAAGUGUUUUUUGAUAGUUUGACAUUUUCCCCCCCAGACCCAAAAGUAAUAUUUCAAUCCAGAAAUGGUUCAAGGUUAAGUAAGGAGAAACAAUAAUUAUUUCAUUAAGUAACUAUAUAGGAAAAUAAAAAUAUACAUUUUUCUUUUAUACCUUUUAAUGUGGAUUGAUAAAUGUUGAAAUAUUUAGAGGUCUGUGGUGGUCUCUUUAUACAAUUUGAAGGAAAUAUCGCACCCUAGCGACUAUGACAAAUCAAAAAGUUAUUUUUUCAGGAAAUGGAAUUUCAAAUUUGAUCACAUUUUAAUAUUUAAAUAAAAAGUAAACUAUUUGUUCAAUCCGUUUUAAAGUGGUACCAAAUUGUAUUUAUUAUUUUACCUAUUAUUGAUAUAUUCAAAAAUUUCAAAACCAUAAUUAUCUUGAGAAAAAAUUUGAGUUAUGUCAGUUUAUAUGAUAUGUUUAGAAAAUAAAAUACGACUUCGGUCAAACAAUAAUUUUUGAAGUCGAAUUGUUUCAGUUUAUAUGAUUUGAUUAGAAAAUAAAAUAUGACUUAAGCCAAACAAUUAAUUUUAGAUUAUCAUUGAAAAUGACACUGAAUAAAAAUAAAAAUAAUUAUUCGUUACACUGAGUUAUAAAAAUUGUGGUACAGAGGUGGUAUUUUGCCUACAAAGUUCUAACAAGUCACCUUUUUUAGAUUUUGAAAUUUCUGUCAAACUUCAUACUCUUUUGAAAGAUUUUGUAUUGUGAUAUUUUAAAAACUACCGCUGUCUUUUAAAUCGUUACUAUUUCGUAAUUACUUGUUUCUUCAAGAUAUUUAUUCACACUAUUAGAUGUCAUUUCUGCCUCGAAAAAUUCUCCGUGUAAUAUAAUAUUAAAAUAUUAAACCACUAAACAAAAUGAACACGACUCAGACAAUAAAUUACCUAUAAACUACGAUUAUUCAAAACUAAAUCACUAAUAAUACUGGUGUAAUAAUGAAAUCGGAUAAACACGCGCAACCUGAUAGCAAAACUGGAUAAAUUCGGACCUAAUAAAACUUGUAUAAAGAACAAAGCAAAAUACAUUCAAGUUAUUGUAGAUAACAUUUAACACUAAUCAACUAUGAUAAAAUAUCAGCCAAUUUAUAUUAGAAAAAAAAACCCAUUGGGUAUAUAAUAUUAUUAUAUUAUAAUUGUUCAAAAUAGAAAUUAUGUCAGUCUUGAUGAAAUUUUUUUCUCAUCCUAUAUUAACACAAGUUCGUAUAACAUAUACAAAAAUACUGCUUGGAGUCUAGUCAUUUUAACCAUAGAUAAAACGGGAAAAAAUUAUUUUCAUGGCAUUAUUAUCUUAAAUAGUCCAAUUGUUGACUUGUAUCAAUAUAGUCACCGGCGUGCGAUAUAGUCGGCACAGGUUCUAGAAAUGUAUCGACCAUAAGCAGAAAGAUCAUUGAUAGAGGGUUUGACCAAAAUCAUACUACGCAUAGACUUCUCGAAUUCUGUGGAGCUUAAUUUAAUUUUAGUUGAAUAAGGGUUGGUCAUUUUUUUUUUUUCAAAUCAUAACGUGAUGAAAACAAAAUCGUGCUUGUAUUAAGCAUGAUCAAGUAACAUUUUUCUUGGCCAUCUACAAUACUGGUAAUGUUGAUAAGUAAAUCAUGUAUGAAGCGCACCAUACAUGUUGAUAGAGAGUCCUCAAUAUAGUCGUCAAAUUUGAUCAUCGAAGGUAAUGGUUGUAAUUCUUGUCCAUAGGAGAGAACGGCCUAAUUUCAGCGUCUGCUUGAAAAAUAUAAUAAUUAUCACUUGUGGUGUGUCUUCGAACAUACAUUUUGACUUCCAUUCUGGUCUCGAUGACCAGUUCCUCGGAGUACAUGUAACAAGUAAUUAUGUACAACAGAAUCAUAAUGAAUCAAGAAUCAUGAUUUAUAAUCGUAUUUGA